AUGAAUUUGCAACACAAUAUGAUUUCGAAAACCAACUCGUCAAAAAAAAAAUUUUAUAGCACUUAUGCGAGUCGUUUAAAGCAAGGGAAUACCGCUUUAGUCUUACCAAUGAUAAGAGGAGGGAAAAAACGACAACGUGGAGGUGGGCACGGCUCUCUUGCCGAAGAUUCUGAUGACGUAGCAGACCUAUUUGAAGACGAAACUAGAAAUACGCCACCCUUGGAAAAACGUUCUGCAAACGGAGUAACUGCAAAUGGUGAUAUUCCUGUUGUGAAGCGGGCAAGAAGUAGAACUAAACAUGUAUACAAUUCUCACAAAGAAUUGGAACGCAAUGCAGAGCAGAAAGAAAUCCUAAUACCUAUAAAACUAGAUUUCGAUAUCGGAACUCAUAAGUUACGUGACACGUUUACUUGGAAUCUUAAUGAAAAAUUGAUCACGCCAGAACAUUUUGCGGAAAUAAUGUGUGUAGACUUGGAUCUUCCAUCUUCUGAAUUUGUUACAGUUAUUUCAGAUACCAUUCGUAAACAAAUUCAAGAAAAUGAAAUGAUGACCGAUUGUAAUCCACCAAAGGAUGAUAGUAGGGUCCUUAUUAACCUUGAUAUAAAUGUCGGGAAACUCAGCCUUCGUGACAGGUUCGAGUGGGACCUCAGCUCAGACUUGACACCCGAGGAAUUUAGUAAAUCAUUAGCGUCAGAUCUUGGAAUUGGUGGAGAAUUUGUUACAUUAAUUGCACAUAGUAUCCAUGAACAAUUGUUAAAGCAUAAAAAGGAGAUAAAAUCCGACGAUUCAGACAAUGAACACGAACCAUUGAAAUCAAUCUUUCGUAAUAUUGAAGAUGCUGAUGAAUGGUGUCCUGUCUUAGAAAUACUGACUGAAGAAGAAUUAGAAAAAAUAAGACUAGAUAAAGAAAGAGAUAUAAGACGGAUGCGCAGGGCAACUUCGCGUAGCAUUGCGCGAAUUAGACCAUCAAGAACAUUACAAAAUGGUCUUGUAUUGUCACCAACCUCAAGGAUGAGAAGCGAUCUCAAAGCCACAAAAUUAUCAGUCGAAGAAUUAGUUCAUUGGCGAUGUCAACACUGUGGUAUUGAUGGUCAUAAUACACCACUCGUUAGGAAAGGUCCAGAUGGUGGCAAGACCCUUUGCAACGCAUGCGGCUUGGUAUGGUUGAACAAAGGCGAAUUACCGCCGCACCGAAAAGCAUUGUUCAAAAAGGACGAUGACUAA
Messenger RNA from Rhizophagus irregularis DAOM 181602=DAOM 197198, 1224 nucleotides. RefSeq lists its product as uncharacterized. Gene Ontology annotation, molecular function: zinc ion binding; transcription coregulator activity; sequence-specific DNA binding. NCBI's taxonomy places the organism in Eukaryota, Fungi, Glomeromycota, Glomeromycetes, Glomerales, Glomeraceae. Gene Ontology annotation, biological process: chromatin remodeling; positive regulation of pseudohyphal growth by positive regulation of transcription from RNA polymerase II promoter. The record is from RefSeq and is a predicted model, not a curated record. Gene Ontology annotation, cellular component: nuclear chromosome; nucleus.